CCCAGUGUAACAGCUGGGGAAUUAACUUGAAGGAGCCCCAACAGCUGUAGCUGUCCAGCAGAAAAGGGUUUCCAGCCAAGGAACUACUUAGCCAGGGGUGGAGCCCUGGCAGACCAACACUGAGGCCCUUGAUCUUCUAGACUACUGGACUCCAAACACUCUUCUUAGAACUCAAUGCUAAAGACGUGUUAAUAAUCACCACAAGUUCCAUUUACCAAAGGACUUUCUUCCUCACCAAUCUCCCCCUCCCCUUCCAGGUUGAAGAUAAUGGAUAAAGGCUCCUUUUCCUCAAAUACAGUGGAAAAAUCUAUGCAGAUAACAGAAGAUGCCAUUUACGCUGCAGUUAAGACACUGGAAGAUUUAGAAAAUCCAGUGAAAAACAUACAAUGGACAACAUGUAAGGACUUCACAGUGGACCUGGGCCGACAGCAGAUAGAAGAAUACAUCUCGACUUGGGAAUUUCAUGAGAGCUGGCUCCAUUGGUCUGACUACUUGGAGAAGGAAGACUUGGAGUUCAGUGUCCGCUACCAUUACCGGGUGCGCUGGAGCAUCCCCACAUCCCGAAAGCCCAUCCCUCGGGCCACUGCCUGUGUCUACUUUCUCAUUGAGAUCUCCAAGAUCAAACCUAAAAGUUUGCCAGUUGAAGUAUUUUUUGUUCUGGAGUCCAACAGAUAUGUUCACAGACCAGGAAAAUCUCGCUUCCGAGAAAAGUGGCUGAAGGACAUCAUUGAAAGCAAGAUCAUCCUAAUGAACAGCAUUAACUUCUAAUUCAAUGAUCCACUGUUGAUUUGGGGUUUGGGGGACUGGAUUUCUGGUAUAUGUGCACUAAAUACAACAUUAUAAAUUCAGUCAUACAGUAUGUUUUGGGAAAUAAAGUUGUCAGGACACUUAGAA
This is a messenger RNA of Antechinus flavipes (yellow-footed antechinus), 894 nucleotides long. RefSeq names its product A-kinase anchoring protein 14 (gene AKAP14). Gene Ontology annotation, molecular function: protein kinase A regulatory subunit binding. Gene Ontology annotation, cellular component: cAMP-dependent protein kinase complex. Lineage: Eukaryota; Metazoa; Chordata; Mammalia; Dasyuromorphia; Dasyuridae. The coding region runs from base 268 to 768 and encodes 166 amino acids. The record is from RefSeq and is a predicted model, not a curated record. The transcript is spliced from 7 exons.